Molecule: messenger RNA, 349 nt
Organism: Bursaphelenchus xylophilus (pine wood nematode)
Lineage: Eukaryota; Metazoa; Nematoda; Chromadorea; Rhabditida; Aphelenchoididae
Source: the annotation of a GenBank genome assembly
AUGAUACGACCGGCUGUGUUGGUGGCUGGGUGUUUUUAUUUGUCGAUGGUAUGUCAAGGGGAGAUUGAAGAGGUAGGAAAAGAACCUCGGCCUUUCUACAUAAUCUCCAAGAAUACGGACAGGGUGAGUAAUGAUAAGUUGGUAUUUAUAAAAAAUUUAGGACUACAUUCCUUAUAUGUACGAGUAUCCCUUCCUCACCACCAACUUGGAUCAUCGGCUUUACAAGCAAACGGACGCCGAUUCCUUCCCCAUAAUGCAGGCCCCAGUCGCCCUUUCUAAUCCCAUCUGGAAUCUAAUCAGCCACGCCAGUCGUAUGUACAGACAGAGUCGACGGGCGACGCAGAAAUAA